This is a messenger RNA of Varroa destructor (honeybee mite), 6708 nucleotides long. RefSeq names its product signal recognition particle 54k (gene Srp54k). Gene Ontology annotation, cellular component: signal recognition particle, endoplasmic reticulum targeting; cytosol. The record is from RefSeq and is a predicted model, not a curated record. NCBI's taxonomy places the organism in Eukaryota, Metazoa, Arthropoda, Arachnida, Mesostigmata, Varroidae. Gene Ontology annotation, biological process: SRP-dependent cotranslational protein targeting to membrane, translocation; SRP-dependent cotranslational protein targeting to membrane. Gene Ontology annotation, molecular function: GTP binding; endoplasmic reticulum signal sequence receptor activity; 7S RNA binding.
AUCAUCAUGUUGUCGAGAAGUCAAGAAAGCAGGCUCAAAUAGCAGAAGAACUGUCUGCAAGAAUAUUGUACGGGCAUAACUGCUUUGAAAGAUUAGGCAUAGUUUUUUUAUUAUUGUUACCAAAGGCAACGUGUAUACAUUUUGUGCGAAAAACUCGCAAAUAAACCUUAUGUACUAGUCAACCCGAUUUCAGAAAAGGUGUUUAGUCCACAGCUGACUUUCAGGCUCUGCGCCCUAUACAUUGAAUUACUCCGAUUUAAACUGUAAAGUGUUACUGCGAACUUUGUCCAAGAAAGAAGCCACGGCACAAGUGAGCGCACUUCAGUGUUUUUCCGAAACCAGCGAAAAGCGGACUUACAUUGCGGAUUGUCAGCCUUCGAUAUUUGCCAGAAUGGUCUUAGCAGAUUUAGGACGGCGCAUUACCAGCGCCCUCCGGAACCUCUCGACGGCCACUGUCAUCAACCAAGAGGUUCUUGAUUCUAUGCUUAAGGAGAUCUGCGCUGCUCUACUCGAAUCGGAUAUCAAUGUUCGCCUGGUUAAACAGCUGCGUGAGAAUGUUAAAGCAGCUAUCGACAUUGACGAGAUGGCCGUUGGUUUGAAUAGGCGUAAGGUGGUACAGUCUGCAGUAUUUAAAGAGUUGGUGAAACUUGUCGACCCCGGUGUAAGAGCGUGGCAGCCCUCGAAAGGUCGCAGUAAUGUGAUAAUGUUUGUCGGAUUGCAAGGAUCGGGAAAAACAACAACGUGUACUAAGCUUGCCUAUUAUUAUAUGAAGAAGGGUUGGAAAACUGCACUUGUCUGCGCUGAUACAUUCCGUGCUGGAGCCUUUGAUCAACUCAAGCAGAAUGCUACCAAGGCUCGAAUUCCCUUCUACGGUAGCUAUACUGAGGUGGAUCCUGUCGUGAUCGCAGCAGAUGGUGUAUCGAAAUUUAAAGCUGAACAUUUUGAGAUAAUCAUCGUCGAUACGUCGGGACGUCAUAAACAAGAGGAUUCUUUAUUUGAAGAAAUGCUUGAGGUAUCAAAUGCUGUUAGUCCAGACAAUGUAAUCUUCGUUAUGGAUGCGUCAAUUGGUCAGGCUUGCGAGUUGCAGGCGCGUGCCUUUAAAGAAAAAGUCGAUGUUGCUUCGGUGAUUAUUACCAAAUUGGACGGUCAUGCUAAGGGUGGUGGUGCUUUGAGCGCGGUUGCCGCUACGAGAUCGCCAGUAAUCUUCAUCGGUACUGGAGAGCAUAUCGACGAUUUUGAACCAUUUCGUGUGAAACCGUUCAUUCAGAAACUUCUUGGUUUGGGUGACAUUGAGGGCCUCAUUGACAAGGUCAAUGAACUAAAGCUCGACGAGAACCACGAGCUUAUCGAAAAGCUCAAGCAUGGAGAAUUCACCCUGCGCGACAUGUAUGAACAGUUCCAGAACAUCAUGAAGAUGGGACCUUUUAACCAGAUCAUGGGCAUGAUUCCUGGGUUUAGCGCCGAUUUCAUGUCUAAGGGAAAUGAACAGGAAUCGAUGGCUCGGCUCAAGAGGCUCAUGACAAUGAUGGACUCAAUGACGGAUGAAGAACUUGAUGAUCGAGAAGGCGCAAAACUCUUCGCCAGGCAGCAAACGCGGAUUACAAGAGUGGCCCGAGGGUCUGGUUGUUCCACGUUUGAAGUGCACGAAUUAUUGAACCAGUACACAAAGUUCGCAGCAAUGGUCAAGAAGAUGGGCGGCAUGAAAGGACUUUUCAAGGGCAAUGAUCUUGCACGUAACGUGAAUCCGGCUCAAAUGAAUAAAUUGAGCGCCGAAAUGGCUAAGAUGAUCGAUCCUCGUGUUCUUCAACAAAUGGGUGGUUUUUCAGGCAUUCAAAACAUGAUGCGUCAAAUGAAUGCGAGCGGCAAACGUGGAGGUGGCUUUCCCAUGUAAAGUUUAGAAUAGCUUUCCAACUGUGCUAUAGUGGCAUCAAAGCCGCGCAAAAGGAGUGGUCGACUGAUCGGCUGUCUGCGCAUUCGUAGGUAUUAGCCUCGGAAGCCUUUGCAACGCGGAAUGUCUAUAUACGACAGUAGAAUGCGUGGAUGACUAUGUAAAUAAACUUUCCGUGGUAAUAUUUACUAGCGGUCUUAUGGUUGACAUGAUAAGUAAAUAAACGUGUGGUAUGUUUGUUUUAGGUUACAGAGAUUAUUUGUACUAGAGCAACAUCAUUUUGUGUUUGUUUUUUCUUAACGAAGUUAUAGUUUUAUUCUAAAAUUCUUUGCGCGUGUAGUUUACACAUGUAGUACACAAGGACUCAAGUUUUAAACGGGCUUUCGACCGUAAACCAGCGCGCAUUUAAGACUUAGUUGUGUUGAGAUAAUAUUCCACUCGUAUCGGUAAAACUUUCCCGUUUUUAAAGGUUACUAUUUUGGCACGGUGAGGAUCAAUUUCGACCAUAAAUAUCAUAGAGGAGAUUAGAAUGAUAUAUGCGGUGCUAAAAAUGUGUAUUUGUUAGUCCCAAAUUUAUUUCACUUAAUCCGAUCUAAAAGAGAGGAAUUAACUAAUGUAACUAAUGUAAUUUUUGCUGAUUUUGAUUAUAUUUUCGCAGGUUUCGAUUUUGCUAGUAAAUCAAUUUGGUUUUGCAGUUGCUGCGGCAUCAUACCAUGAUUCAAGUAGGCGUGGAAUUUCGAUUUUGCAUUUUUGAAUUGUGUAUUAGCCUUUGAUGAUUUUGACCUGCAUUUCAGAAGAUGGAACUUUCCUCAAAUUAUUUUUUACUAAUUUAAGAGCUCGCCGGACUCGUACUAAAUAUUUUUCCACGAUACCUUCUACAAACAAUGAUUAAUAUUACUGCCAAAAAAGUUUCAGUUAAGGUUUGUUUACUGUAUUAUUAUUUCCACGACCGUUAUCUCCAAUAUUACGUUUGAGUAAUUAAACGCGAUAUAUUAAUCGAUUGAAUCAAUUCGUAACAAGUAACUGUAAACAGAGAACAUGCCUUAAUUAUACAGUCUAGUAUGCAUGGAUCCUGGCUUGUUACAACCACCGUUUUUAAGAAUGUAUAUUUAAUUAAAUUGCUUAAUUCGAGUGGAACAUAAUAAAAAUGAAAAUGAGGCGCCCAUCGAGCGAACUAAAAUGUUACAAAGAGAACCUCGUUUGCGAAACUAGUGCCGCGUUAUCGUGUCUGUUGUGUACGACCUUCGUGUUCAGAGACGCAUACGAAAAUAUUCUCCACACGAUCUCUACUGCAGUUCGUCUUCUUGAUAUCCAGUUUUUAAAACUCUCUUUACAAAUUUCGUUUGCCACUUACCGUCAGGGCGAAAUUUAGAGACUAGGGUGGCUUCAACAGAACCUUCAAGUUUUUGCAGCGCGGUUUACCAUAUGUGGCAUGAUAUGGACAUGACAAGUAAUAACUUGCCAUGCAACUGCGUCAUACACAUCUUUGUCGAGCUUUCCGCACAUCUCAGUCAUUCCUUAACAUACCUUUUUAUACAUUUAGUACCCUUCCUAUUCGACCAAACACAUUAAUUCCGCUGGUCUGUACCAACAUGGAGUCACCACUUUUCGUCACCCGCAAUAAUUAUGUAUCGAAACCUGUUAUUAUAAGGGACAUCGGAAAUCAGUGAGAAGCAUGCGCUUCAUUUGUGAGCAUCCAAGUUUCUAAUUUUUAGUAAAAUGAUGUGUAUUCAAAGUGCCUGUUAGUAUCUGCAGCUUGUCCUCACGGCCAAUUAGCUAGCCGCUUGUCUUUUAACGUCCUUAUCGACUUUGGGUAGUUAACGGGGUGAGCCACAUCUUUCAAGUCCGAGAUUCCAUAUCUGAACUCUUGAAAUUCCUUCGGCCAGUCCUCUAAGAUAGUGUCCUUACUGCACAUGGCACAACUAUUUCAGGCUGCUUCAACAGCUUUUCGAUCUUGAUAAAAGGCGAGAUAGAAGCAAGUAGACGAUGGAAAGGUAAAAAAGAAAGGGAACAUCAAAGAGAAACAACUUUUGCUUAUAUUCUAACCGAAUAUGUACAAGCUGGAGCAUUUAAAUUCAAACUUUUUCUUUUGAAUUAUUUCUAAGACUGUAUCUUAAGAUAAAUAUUUCAACGAAACAUUUUACGUUAGAAAUACCAUUUUAAUGGCUAUGCGUGUCCAAUACAACCACUAUCCACUGCGAUGAUGGUUUUAUUUCGGAACCUAAACCCCUAACUAAAGGAAUAGUUUCAAAAUAUUCCUUUUCUAAUCCCCAAAGAAAUGUUUAAUAUAUAACUGUGUGUCAAAAAAUCUUAGCGGGUGUAAGUUUGUUAUUACGCGCUCAAACAUGCUGCAUACAAAAUAUUUUAGCGAAAUUAAGUGUUGGGCUGAUAGAAGGCUGAACGCACCAAAAUGCAAGAGUUUAAAAUGGACAAAAAUGAAGAACAUCCUAGAAAAACUAGCCGUUGGAGUUUACCUAGAUGGAUUAAUUGGUAUUUCAUACUCUCCUACCUAGAAAGGUCACUCAUUCUUGUAUCAAAAGCCCAGGAGUAUUAAAAAUAGCUCUUUGAGCUUUUCUAAUGAAUUCCCAAAUCCUUUGAAUUUAAAUCCAGUUGGGAAUCUUCCAGUGUGUCUCAUGAAAAGCUUCCUCUGGCCUUUUAGAAGCUACUGGAAGAAGAACUGGCAACAAUGUAGAUCGCUGAUUUUGGGUAGGAAAAAAGUUGGUAACUUAGGCUGAGGUUUCCCCAGUGCGGGAAGAUUGGAUACUCAGGUACCGAAAAUGAUGGAUUUAUCAUUUUAUUCCGGAAAGAACUGAUUUUCUUCCGAUACCAAAAACAGCAGAUGAAUGCAUGUUAAAUUUGGGUGCCCUAUAUUGUAAACGUAUUGUGAAGAAGUAAGUAGAGGCAGCACAAAAGUAAUCAUAAAAGUUUUUCAGUGUUUUUACAUUUAACAAUCUUUAUAUAUUAGCAAACUAAAAUUACUCAAAUAUGGAUGUAAACAAAAACAGCUAACUUCUGUCUUCUCUGUAGUCAAUGUUGUUCGUCAGAAACGUCAAUAACAAUAAAUAUGUGUACCACCUUGAGUUUCUGUUUAAAUCAAAGCAUGUCCACAAUCCGAGUGAAAUUCUAAAACUAAUUGCAAGUAAUCAAUUGUUAGGGGAAGAAUAUUUUCCCUAAGAACAGAGACCCUACAUACAUCGCGUACAAUGAACUGUUCAAUAAAUUGUGAUCUAUUGUCGAUUCAGUUAGGUAUAAACUUAUCGCAGACAACAGAAUACAUAUUGAUAUACGCAGAUUUAUGGUUAGAUAUACGCAGAUUACAUAUUGAUCUCUCAUACGGUUCAUAUAUUCUUCGGCCUGUAAACUUCUUUUAUAGUUUCUAACUGACUUAUGACUUAUUUAGAGAGAUUAUGUAAUUUUUUAAUUUUUUUAGUUACUUUAUUGGGUCACAUAGUACCACAACCAAGAAACGUAUUCUCUAACUUUAAUCGUAUCAUGGCUGCGCAGAAAAGUGGUCCUUAUUAUUUGUUUUAGUAUCACGAAUUAGACUCGGUCUACGAACUGCUAUCCAUGAACAGUAUGCCAAAAUAAUUUAUCCCAUGUAUUAGUUGUUAUCGGUCACCACGGAACUUUUAUAAAACUGAAACGAAUGUUUUCCUCGCAAUAACUAUCAAUAACUAUGUUCCAGAGAAUUAUGAAAGAAAGCUUAUAUUAAUUAGUAUUAAUAAGCAGUCGUCUUCGAUUCUACCUUCGCUUUUACGAUGGCACAUAAAUCAAAACUUCUUUCAGUAGCUCUAGACCAUAAGAAUGACAAACUAAUGCUACAAUCUUCUAAGUAGUCUUAAACUGAACUCCAUAUAAAUUACCAUUUGGCGCACCCUAUCAACAAAUGGCACAAUCAAUAUAAUCGAAGCACCUGAGACUAGCUCAUCGCCACUGGUGUUUUUUAGUAUAAAGGGUAUAUUGUUUAUAUAAUAAUAGUUCGCAGAUUUAUCAAACCAUCAUGGCUAAAACGUUAAUGAUAAUAAAAUUAUCAGUUCAUGAGUACUAUGUAUUCAACAUAUUUUCGCAUCUUUAUCAACGUUUUUGUAUUAAACCAAAGCUAAGCAUUAAAGGGAAAGAAGUGCCUUGUUCUCAGUACUGAAAGAUAUUCACAAAAAUCCAAAUACGCUGACAGGUUUUACUUCUACUUCAUUUUAAAAUAAUCAAACGUUGUUUUAAAAUGAGGCAAACAGAUAUCUGCAAAUCCUUUGCAAAGUUUGGUCUGAAAACCAAUAUAGACACGAGUAAAGGCGGCCAGUCAUAUGUAUUUAUAUAUAUUAUUUGAUAUAUUUAUUUCAGCUGCUGUCGCUGCGUAAAUUCGUCAUUUAAAUGUAUUUCGCAGGUGACGGAUUUAUUUAAAAUUAUACCGCGAGUGAGUCAUGCAUAGGGACGUCGUUACGAAAUUGUACGAAAAUUUUGCAUUUGAAAGCGCUAAAUUGUGAUAAUUAAUGACCCCAAAAAUGUAUUCAGUUGUAACUUCACGUUUUAAUUUAUUAAUGUCAGCUGCGCAAAUGUAAAGGUACAAUAUUACUCUUAUAUAUCAGACAGUUUUUACAGAAACUGGCAGCAAUCCAUAAGCUGAAAAUUUCUAAAAUUCAAUAUUAGGUGCAACUGUGUACUUUUACCAAUUUACUGGUUAAUGCUUAAGUUAAAAGAAGAGAAGCUCAAUGUAAAAUUCCGUAAAGCGACGUAUCUAUUUAAAUAAGAAUUUACUGAUUGGAAAUCGAAUGUUAUCGAAUCGCAUAUAUGCGAUUUUUUCUUUAGUAAGUCAUACUAUAGCU